AUGUCAGAUUCCAACACCACCGACUUCACCAGCCCCUCCACCUUCAUCCUGCUGGGCAUCCCUGGCCUGGAGGCAGCCCACAUCUGGAUCUCCAUCCCCUUCUGCAUAAUGUAUACCAUCGCUCUCUUGGGGAAUUUCGCUAUCCUGUUCAUUGUGAAGACAGAGCCGAGCCUCCAUGGGCCCAUGUACUAUUUCCUCUGCAUGCUGGCCGUCACCGACCUGGUCCUGUCCACCUCCACCCUGCCCAAAAUUUUGAGCAUCUUCUGGUUCAAUGCCAAGGAGAUAAAUUUCAGUGCCUGCCUCACCCAGAUGUUCUUCAUUCACUGCUUCUUUGCAAUGGAGUCUGGGAUUAUUGUGGCCAUGGCAUUGGAUCGCUAUGUGGCCAUCUGUGAUCCCCUGCGACAUUCCACCAUCCUGACAAGCCCUGUGGUGGCCAAGCUUGGCCUGGCUGUGUUGCUGCGUGGUGCCGUGGUCACAUUGCCCUGUCCCGUGCUGGCCCGGCAGUGGCCAUAUUGCAGAACCAACAUCAUCCCGCACACAUGCUGCGAUCACAUGGCCGUGGUAAACCUGGCCUGUGCCGACAUUCGCAUCAAUAGCUACUAUGGCCUCUUGGUGGGAAAUUUGGUGGUCAGUCUAGAUGUGGUAUUUAUCACUGUGUCCUACACCCAGAUCCUCAGGGCCAUCUUCAGCCUCCCCACAAAGGAUGCCCGGCUCAAGACUUUUGGGACCUGUAGCUCCCACCUUUUUGCCAUUUUAGCCUUUUACAUCCCAGGUCUGUUCUCUGUGGUCACAAAUCGGCUUCGCCACAACAUGACCCAGCAGUUCCAUGUUCUCUUUGCCAACCUGUGUCUCUUGGUGCCCCCCAUGCUAAACCCCAUCAUUUUCGGUGUGAGGACCAAGCAGAUCCGGGACCGGAUGUUCCAGGUGUUUACUCACAAAGGGAUCUAA
This is a messenger RNA of Pelodiscus sinensis (Chinese soft-shelled turtle), 948 nucleotides long. Its product is annotated as olfactory receptor 52E8-like. Gene Ontology annotation, cellular component: plasma membrane. NCBI's taxonomy places the organism in Eukaryota, Metazoa, Chordata, Testudines, Trionychidae. Gene Ontology annotation, biological process: G protein-coupled receptor signaling pathway. The record is from RefSeq and is a predicted model, not a curated record. Gene Ontology annotation, molecular function: olfactory receptor activity; G protein-coupled receptor activity.